AUGUUGCGAUCUGCUUUCCGGAGAGUUGUUUCAAAAACUGCCUUUAAAAAUUCACUAACAACGCUUCGUCCUGGUUUUUUCGUUCGCGGUUAUGCAAGCGCUCAAGAUAUAUCUACACUUCUUUUGGUCGAACGCAAUGGUAAUUCUAUUGCCCCUUCUACUUUAAAUUCCCUCACUGCUGCUACUAAAUUAGGCGGUGAGGUAACAGCCCUUGUGGCAGGUGAAGAACCUGACAAUGUCGCCUCGGAAAUUUCAAAGGUCACCGGUAUAUCCAAGGUACUCGUGGCUAAACACAAACUUUACGAACAUGGUCUUGCGGAAGUAUACGCUCCGCUUCUGGUUACAUCUCAGAAAAAGUUUAAUUUUACUCAUUUGGUAGCUCCUCAUUCAGCAUUUGGCAAAAAUAUUAUGCCCCGAGUCGCUGCUUUACUAGAUGUUGCACAAAUUUCUGAUAUAAUUGAUAUUGAAUCCCCAGACGUUUUUAUAAGGCCAAUUUAUGCUGGAAAUGCUAUCUCUAAAGUAAAGUCAAAAGAUCCUACAAAAGUUAUUACUGUUCGAGGAACCGCGUUUCCCCCUUCCAACGUAGCUGGUAAUAAUGCUGCUAUUGAAGUGGCACCAGAUGCUGACAAACCUUCGAUGACCGAAUGGAUUAGUGAAGAUCUUCAGAAAGGUGAUCGUCCUGAACUUGGAAGUGCAACAAGAGUUGUAUCUGGGGGUAGAGCAUUAAAAAAUCGUGAGAAUUUCGACAAAUUAAUUUAUGGCCUUGCCGACGUACUUGGGGCUGCUGUUGGUGGUUCAAGAGCUGCUGUUGAUUCAGGUUAUUGUGAUAAUGCACUACAGGUUGGGCAAACGGGAAAAAUUGUCGCUCCAGAAUUAUAUUUGGCUGUCGGCAUCAGCGGUGCAAUCCAACACAUAGCGGGAAUGAAGGACAGUAAAAUGAUAGUAGCAAUCAAUACUGAUGCUGAGGCUCCAAUAUUCCAGAUUGCAGAUUACGGACUUGUUACUGAUUUAUUCCAAGCUGUUCCGGAGCUAACGGAGAAAUUGAAAAAAUAA
Cetraspora pellucida is the source of this 1053-nucleotide messenger RNA. The record is from the annotation of a GenBank genome assembly. Lineage: Eukaryota; Fungi; Glomeromycota; Glomeromycetes; Diversisporales; Gigasporaceae.